Anolis carolinensis (green anole) is the source of this 6289-nucleotide messenger RNA. It is a transcript of the gene diras2, whose product is annotated as DIRAS family GTPase 2. The coding region runs from base 375 to 974 and encodes 199 amino acids. NCBI's taxonomy places the organism in Eukaryota, Metazoa, Chordata, Lepidosauria, Squamata, Anolidae. Gene Ontology annotation, cellular component: plasma membrane. Gene Ontology annotation, biological process: signal transduction. The record is from RefSeq and is a predicted model, not a curated record. The transcript is spliced from 2 exons. Gene Ontology annotation, molecular function: GTPase activity; GTP binding; GDP binding.
GGUUCCUAAUAGCAACAGAAGCAGCCGCCAAAGCUCCAGCUGGUCCACCCCAGAAGAGGAUGUGUGUAAAAGGGAGAGAGCAUCUCCCUCAUUCGCAGUAGCAUUCAAGCCACAGCCCAGGCAGCCAGAGAGGAAGAGAGGAUCUGCAACCCAGUGGCUGACUCACAAGCGACGCAAGGAGCAGCAUCCAAGGCCAGCCCUGCCAAGUGGAUAGAAAAGGAAGAGGGAAGCCAGCUUGUUCAGUGCCUACUAACAUCUCUCCCGAAGAAAGGCAUUGCCUUGGCUACUAUGACAGGCAAAAACUGAAGCAGAGCAAUCUGACUUCUUUUUCUCAGGUUUUCUUCCCUUGUUGAUCAUCACAUACCUUGAAAAUCAUGCCUGAACAAAGCAAUGAUUACAGGGUGGUGGUAUUUGGAGCAGGAGGAGUUGGCAAGAGUUCACUGGUCCUGAGGUUUGUGAAAGGAACAUUCAGAGACAGUUACAUCCCAACAAUUGAAGACACAUACAGGCAGGUGAUCAGCUGUGAUAAGAGCAUAUGUACUUUGCAGAUUACUGACACAACAGGCAGCCAUCAAUUCCCUGCCAUGCAGCGUUUAUCUAUUUCCAAAGGACACGCUUUCAUUUUGGUCUAUUCUGUCACAAGCCGGCAGUCCUUGGAGGAACUCAAACCUAUCUAUGAACAGAUAUGUCAGAUUAAAGGGGAUAUAGACAGCAUUCCCAUCAUGCUGGUGGGAAAUAAGAAUGAUGAGGACCACAACCGAGAGGUGCAGACACCUGAUGGAGAAGCCAUGGCCAAGAAGUGGAAGUGUGCCUUUAUGGAGACCUCUGCAAAGACAAAUCACAAUGUGAAGGAGUUGUUCCAAGAGCUACUGAACCUGGAGAAACGUCGGACUGUAAGUUUACAGAUCGAUGGCAAAAAAAGUAAGCAGCAGAAAAGAAAAGAGAAGCUGAAAGGCAAGUGUGUCGUCAUGUGAAGGCAGAAAUCUUGGAGCAUCAUCAAGACUUUCUCCUGACUGUACAGGUUUUAUGCCUAUAUAUCGCAUAGUAUGUGAGACUAUUUUAUCAUUGGCUAUUUGGAAAGGAAUAUAGUACAACCAAACACAGUGGAGUAAAUGUACUGUACUAUGUACGAUCAAAAAGUCAUCCUUUUAUAAAUUAGCCAUUCAUAACAAGAGUAGUUCCAAAGAACCAGAGAUACUUAAUUUCAGUGUCCUAGGAAAUAAGGCAUCCAUAAUUAAGAAUUUCCACCAGCAUCACUAUCACAAUAUAAGGAAAAGGAGUUAGUUCUUUAAAGAUUUAUGCUAAUGCUAUCUGUAGAAUUACAAAAAUGCUUCAAAGAUGUGCAUAGAUACACUUCCAAAUGUAUGAAUGUACUGUAUAUACACAUGCAUAAGUUUAGAAAUUUUAUCCAAAAAUUGGCACCAUAGAACUGGGCUGAUUUAUUUAGCUGUCAAUGUAAGUUAUAGCUCCCCGACUUUUGUAAGUUCUUUGGCAUCAUUUUCCUUUUCUCCAUCUUUUGCAUCUUUUGUUACAUGCCCCUAAGUUUUACCCUUGACUUAUUUACAGGUCAUGUCAAGAUCCAUAGUUUUGGCACCUGGACCUGCCCUUGACUUAUACAUGAGGUUGAUAUACAUACGAGUACAUAUACUAAGUAUGUGUAUGUGUAGACACACAUAUAUCAACAUACGUAUAGACACAUAUAUUUGGAAGUGUCUCUAAAUUUAGGGUUAAGGUAAAAUGAUAUUGCUAAAAUGCAAAAUUCUGUAUCUCCUAAAAUGCAGGUGAACAACCCUUGGUCUGUGUGAUGUAUCUCUCACUUUUGUGGUUCAUUGAGCAUCCCAGAAGAGUUUGUCUAUACCCACGGGUAUGGACCAGUCUUCACUCCCUAGUCCCCAUUAACAUGUGGCUCCAAUUGUUUAUUCUUGUCCACAACAUACAUCAUAGUCACUUUGUUUGUUUUUUAUUUAUCCCCUUAUUUUUUCCCUAUCUUUCUCCCAAAAUAGGCCCUCUAUCCAAGACCCUCCAUUUACAAAUAUCUCAUUUCAAACAUUACACAUUAAUAGUCCAAGAUAAUGAGAAAAAGAUUAGGAUGGUGGAUACACUAGGGACCUCAACAUACAGAUAAGACUCCCUCUGUUUCACUGGCAAUCGCCAUCAAAACUGCAGGCUCACAGGGUGCCUUUUUCACCCAUCAUAGGUGGGGAACAGGACAAGACUCACACUGGCACCCUGUCCCCAUCAAACAGGAGGAAGGUUGUCAAUGAGAAUUGCUGCAUUGCCCUUUCCCCCAUCAGAUGGCAAAAAGGAGAGAGGAAUGCCAGUUACCUCUCUGUCGUUGGCGAAGAAACAUCUUGUCAUGCUUCCUUGCCACUUCAGGGAUUAAUGGGGUGGGGCCAGGGGCAAAUGACCCCUGUGUGAUGAGAUGGUAGAAGAGAAACUUACUUUUUUUUUCAAAGGGUACACUCUGCAAGGCAAACUUCUACAGUACUUAACAUGCUAGUGAUAUAUUUUGAUUUCUGUCUUACAACACUCAUGACAAUCUAUUACCUAAAGGAUUUAAAGUUUACAUGAAUAUUUGCAGAACUGCUGUUAGUAAUGGUAAGACAACAUUAUUUACUAUGAAUAACCAUCCAUUGGGGAUAGAGUUUGGCAUUUUUGGGUCCUCAUUUAGCAUCCAGACUAAAUUCCAGGCUGAUUCACUUCUUCAUAGACAAGAAACCACCAGUCAUCAGGGAUUUCAGUACUACAUACUUUAUUGAAACCACUUCCACACUUUAUAUAGGUUAUGCAUAAUUGAUGCCUUCCCCAGAUGAAGGAACCAGUCAAAUACACCUAUUUGAGUCUUCAUCCCACUUCCCAAAAAUGAUUUCAAUUCCCAAAGCUAGAAAUUAUUUCAUUUUCUAUUUUUCCUCUGGAUCACAAUGCACUGAGAAUGCUGUUAGAAAAGGACAUUUUCUAUUUCUAUGCUCUUCCUGAGCAUAAGGAAGGUAUUCGUAUAGUUUUAUAUGAAGUCAGUUCUCUUUCUGACUGGCAGAAAAUGCAUCCACUUUAGCAGGACAAUUAUUCAAUAUGUAACCACAUAAUUGGUUUGUUCCAUUUGGAAGGCGAUGCUUCAACCUAGGAAAGGUUUUUUUUUUUAUCUUUUCCACUUAGGAAUCUAUUCAGAAAACUGGCACACCAAAUGACAGAAAGUGAUGCUUCAACCCAUUUGGAAACUAGGCCAAGAUUUUGCACUGAAGAAUAACUCCAUCAGUGCAGUUUUAUGUUCCCUGCCCUCAUCAGCUGCUGCCAAGGGCCAGAAAGAGCUGGAGAGGCAGAAAGAGGAGGUGAUAUAGGUCAUGAAGAAGCAGUUGGUCUCAGUUUGUGGAGAAAUGAAACAAGGGUGCUUUCGUGGAUGCAGUACAUUUUCCUUCUCCUUCAAGCAGUCGUGUCUUCAUUGCAUGAAUGGCCUCCCAUUGCUUCCCUUUCCCACUGUUAAACAGCAGCAGCAGUUUUGGGACACAGUACCAGAGCAAGAGAAUAAACUCCAGUACCCUGUCCAAAAAGAGACACACAUAUAUGCAUGCAUGUGAUAGCAGGUGCCUUGGAUCAAAUUGUGAAAAGGGUCAGAAAUUCAAGGAUAUUCCGUUUGGCUCCCUGGGGUCUUCAGCCAUCCGUGCUCCCUGCUAUCCCUUCCCCCUUACCUAUUUAUUUGAGUAGUAUGGAAUCCAAUUGGGCCAGCUUCUACACACCUAUGGACAGAGCCAGCCCUAGGUAUUUUUCAAGUGUAGGCGAACAGAAUUUUGGCACCCCCCCCCUCCAAACCAAUCACUGAAAAAUAAAAGCGUUGGAUAAGCAAAAAUGUUUGAUAAUAAGGAGGGAUUAAGGAAAAGCCGAUUAAACAUCAAAUUACAUUAAGAUUUUACAAAUUAAGCACUAAAAUAUCAUGUUUUACAACAAAUCAACAGAAAAAGCAGUUCAAUACCUUACAGAGGCAGGCCGCAGGAGACAGGAGUUGCUUCGAUGGCGCCACCAAUAAGAUGGCGCCACAGGCAAAUGCCUAGUUGGCCUGGUGGUUGAACCGCCUCUGCCUAUGGAACUAUUAUUUUCACAAUAUUUCCUCCGUAUCCCAAACCAUACAUGCACAUGAUAGCCACAUCAAGAGCUGGCCAGAUGGACAAAACCUCAUGCUAAAGGUUACUACUCUGUGGUGUUCAUGAUCACUUUUUUAAAUAGUUAGACUUGGAGUAUAGCUAGUUUCAAGAAACUAGCUAUACUCCAAGUCUCUCACUACUUAAAAGAGUGAUCAUGAUUUUCUGUUGCCUAUUGCUGGUUAAGCAAGGUACCCAUCUUAAAUUUUGAGAAUAUCUUUUAUAUCAUUAGGUAUAGUUUUAUUCUUCUUGAUUUGGCUCCCUUCACCAUGACUAUCUUGGACAGGAGCAUGUGGGAAAGGGUUUCACACCAACCUACUCAUACUUGGAGUAGAGUCACUAACUUCAAUGGCAUUUAAAUUAGUCAAGAGUAAAUCAAGUCUCAAUGGGUUUGCUCACUUUGAAUACAGCUAAAUGUUUUUGUCUAGUGGCAGUACAUUCACAUUAAUGCUAAAGCACCAAGGAUCAAUGGGUGACCUCUGCAGUACAGAGGGAGUGUAGUACAGUAAAGUGAGACCUUGGUUUUCACUGGAAUUUGGUCCUAGGACACCCCCUCCCCCCCAAAAAAAAUUCAUGGAUGGCCAAGUCCCAUUAUAUACUAUGGAAUAAUCAAAUGGUGUCCCUAUAUAAAACGGCAAAAUCAAGAUUAGCUUUGGUGCAUUAAACAUAUUUUCAAGCUGUGGAUGGUUGAAUCUGUAGAUAUAGUAGGUCAGCUAUUUAGUAGUUCUAAAAUAGAAUAGCAGACAGCAGAAGAAGGAGGAGCUUUAGCAAUGUGACACAAGGUGUUUCUGGAUGUAUGGAGGGGGCUUGGUUAAAGAUCCCUGCGUGGCAACUGUGAUGUAUUUAUUUCUCUACUACAUUUAUAUCCCGCCCUUCUCACCCCAAAAGGGGGACUCACAGAAAGGCAGCAAUUUGAUGCCAUAAAUAUACAUACAUACAGUAAAAAAAAUAAACAUAUACUGUACAUUAAAGCCAAAAAACAACAGCAAUAUUAAGACAAUAAUUAAAAUCAAGCCAUCUAGAGUCAAAUCCAAGGCCAUUCCAUUAGUCAUUCUACAUUUUCAUGAUGUUGCAAGGGUGCUCUGUUCUCAUCAUCAGAACAUCAGAGGGUUUGUAACUGUGAGCUGUACCACAAAAUAUCCUUGUUCCAGAAGAACUACCAGUAAAUCUUUAUGAAAAUACUUCAGAACAUUUUUACCUGGAUAGGUCAUAGGCUGAAUGGGGGUGGGGGUGGGGUGGACUUCAUCCUUCUCUCUUACUCAAGCCACUCUGCAAUUUUCUCUCUUACAAAUAUGCAUCAUCUCCCAAGAGAAAGCUGGUACAAAUCCUUCUUAACUUCAUUGCAGCUUAUAUAAUGGGAAGAAAGGUUCAGUUUGCCUUAUCCUGAAAUGCUCUCAGUGAUUGCAGUCCUAAUCCAUUUGUAGCAAUCCGAAGAAUCAAAUUCAAACAUUGAGCUGAUCUAUUUCAAACUAGUUUCAGAUAAUUUUGCAUGUAAAGACCUGUCCUGUAAGUCAUGGGAGGUGGGGCUGGUCUGAUAUUAUGCUGUUGUUCCAUGUACAACCCCCUUUUUGUCAUAAUAUAAUAAGCCAUGGUUAAUGUUUCAUGUCCUUGCAUUUUAUCAGUGCAGGGCUUGUAGACAAGCAAUAUUUAUUCCUGGGCCAGUAAUUUUAAGGAGGAUACAUUUUAUAAUAUAGCCUUCUGUUGUCCUUGUAAUUUAUAAUAGGUUUUGCAUAUAUAUGUGUUUAUCAAAAUAUUUGUUCUGCUUUGCUAUUACUGAUACAAGUUUUUUUAAAUUAUAUAUAUAUAGAAAAGAGAGAAAGGGAAGGAAAUCUUGGGGAAAAUAAUUAUACAGCUUUAUUAUAUUUUGUGGUUUAUUUCUAAGUGCAAUAGUAAUAGACAUGAAUUGUUUAAAAAUGUAUGUACACAAAAGGAUGACCUGUUCAAAAAUUUCAAAGAAUUUUAGCAUCGUGGCAACAUUAAAUUGAUAAGUAUGCUGCUCACAAAGCAUGAAUUUUCUAUACAUGAGCAAACUCUUAAGAUAUAUGUUUAGUGUAAUUUAUUGUUGCAGUUUCAUUAUCUAGUUAUCAUGUAAUUCAUGUAUAAGUUUAAUGUGAUAUUCUGUAUAUAAGAUAUGGAAAAUAAACAUUUUAAAUUACAAA